Sardina pilchardus (European sardine) is the source of this 1634-nucleotide messenger RNA. RefSeq names its product E3 ubiquitin-protein ligase TRIM21-like. The record is from RefSeq and is a predicted model, not a curated record. Gene Ontology annotation, cellular component: cytoplasm. NCBI's taxonomy places the organism in Eukaryota, Metazoa, Chordata, Actinopteri, Clupeiformes, Clupeidae. The transcript has 4 exons. The coding region runs from base 25 to 933 and encodes 302 amino acids. Gene Ontology annotation, biological process: protein ubiquitination. Gene Ontology annotation, molecular function: ubiquitin protein ligase activity; protein binding.
ACCAGAUAACGGAAAGAAACAAACAUGUCUGACGACAUUUAUGACGAUCCAGAUUCUUCCAGUAUUAAUAUAAGACCAUGCGACAACACAGAAAAUAUAUACAUGAAUGCAGUUCCGAAAAGGUCUCAGCAAAGAAUGAAGCACAGCGAGAUACAGGAUCGUUCUGGGGAUCAUAAUCAUGGUCCCUACAAACUGGCUGUGGUGUUUCUUGGGCUCCUGUGUGUUCUCCUUUUGGUUGUCAUCAUAGGGCUGUGCACCACAACUGAAGAGGCAAGGCUUAGGUUAGAAACCAACAUCAGAGACAUGGCUGGUGAGCGAGAUAAACUACAGUCACGUCUUUGGAAACUUGAAUCAGAUGACAUGAAGAAAAUUAAAAGUCAUGCAGUGGAUGUGAUUCUGGACCCUGACACAGCACAUCGCUAUCUCUUACUGUCUGCUGAUGGGAAACAAGUGAGAUUUAACUCCACAAGACGCAAUGUCCCUGACAACCCAAAAAGGUUCAGUUCUACUAUGUGGUUACGUGUCUUAGGAAAACAGGGGUUUUCCGCUGGCAAAUUCUACUAUGAGGUUCAGGUCAAGGGGAAGACUUGGUGGGACUUAGGAGUGGCCAAAGAGUCCGUUAACAGGACGGGGGACCAACAUGUGAGCACUGAGGGUGGAUACUGGGCAAUAUGGCUGUUUGAUGGGACUUAUGCAGCUGGUCCUUGGGUUUCCCUCUCCCUGAAAGAGAAGCUCCAGAGGGUGGGGGUGUUUGUGGAUUAUGAGGCAGGUCUGGUCUCCUUUUAUGAUGCAGACUGUUGGGAUCAUCUCUACUCUUAUACUAAUGUUACCUUCACUGAGAAACUUUACCCAUUCUUCGAUCCUAGUUAUAGUAAUGGUAGGAACUCCUCUCCUCUUAUCAUCUCCCCAGUUUCUAUCUGCCCUAUCAAGUAAAGUAUAACGAUGGUGGAUGUUUUAUUGAAGUCAGCCUGCAGCAGUUUAUUACACCCCUAAAUCUCAUGUGCUCCUCAAAGUUCAUAAGAUUCUUUUUUCAUGGAAAAUCCCCCCAUGGCCUUAAAAUAGUUAUAUUUGUUGCAUACUGUGAAUGUGAUUGCUUGGCCAAGAUGGCCAUUAAUCCAAAGUAGAAAUCCUCAGUCAUGACAUUGACUGCUUAUUCUGCUUAUGAUAUGUCUUGUUGUCUUGAUAUGUCUCAAAAUAUAGUAGGCCCUAGAUAUGAUAAAGAAGGUUCCCAACUUGAUUUUCUCUGGAGGGUAUCUUUAAUAAUAAACUAAAAUUCAAUAUGCAAUUCAGUCUCACUACUCUCAUAAACCCAUUUGUUUAUGCUUAUUUACAUGAUUGUACAAUGAUAAUGUGCAGAAUACUCAAGUGCUCGGUAAUUGAGUAGUAACAUCCAUGCUUGAGCUUUUAAGCUUUAGAUCUUGUCAACCACACAAUGUUGGACAAUAAUAGAGUGUUUUCUGUGUUUUCUUUUACACCAUGAUAGCUAAUCACUAGCCUUUUACAGUAAUAUAGACUGCAACAGAUUUUACUUGCUUAUUUACUGAAUCAUACACUGCAUAAAAUAGGACUUCAGUACAUUGUUUUAAUGAUCUUUAAGCACAUCUUGGACAAUAAAUGUACUAUUUACAAUGAAA